AUGUGUGACGUGCUCCAGCUCCAGCCUGCAGGUGCCUUCCUCCGUCAGGCCUACAACCUCCAGCCCUUGCGCCUCCACUCAGACCCUAUUGCGGUCGUGGGCAGUUGCACAGACAUCGAUGAAGCGCUGCGCCUUCCUGACUACGAGGACGAGGCGGCGACGCUAUAUUCGGCUUCUUCCUGCCAGAUGAAGGCGUCUAAAGAGCCCGAGGAUUUCCUCACGUCGAUCCGUCGCGGACUCGAUGAGCUCGAAGCCGAAGAAGACGACGACGACAGCGACGAUGACAGCGACGACGAGGGAUAUUACUACCAGGCCAACAAGGAGAACACUUACUACAGCCCGGACCAGAAGUUGCCCGGUGGCUUCCUGUUGGACGACACCCUCGACCUGUCCGACACGUCUACAGCCUCGUCGUCACUCAUGCCGUGGGCCCACCAAGAGUCCGACGAUGAGAACGACGAUGACAUGGAAGAACUCAUCUUCCAACUCGAAAUGUGAAAAAAAGAUAAGCAGAACUGUAGUGUAGAUACCCAAAUCGUAACACUAUUUAUUUAAAACGAA
Molecule: messenger RNA, 561 nt
Organism: Phytophthora infestans T30-4
Lineage: Eukaryota; Oomycota; Peronosporomycetes; Peronosporales; Peronosporaceae
Exons: 1
Coding region: 1-498 (165 amino acids)
Source: RefSeq, a predicted model, not a curated record